Mus pahari (shrew mouse) is the source of this 615-nucleotide messenger RNA. RefSeq names its product olfactory receptor 688-like. The record is from RefSeq and is a predicted model, not a curated record. The transcript is spliced from 2 exons. NCBI's taxonomy places the organism in Eukaryota, Metazoa, Chordata, Mammalia, Rodentia, Muridae. Gene Ontology annotation, cellular component: membrane. Gene Ontology annotation, biological process: G protein-coupled receptor signaling pathway. The coding region runs from base 1 to 615 and encodes 204 amino acids. Gene Ontology annotation, molecular function: olfactory receptor activity.
AUGGGCAUUUUCCUAUGCAUGGCAAUAGAUAGAUAUGUAGCCAUUUGUUAUCCCCUCCAGUAUCCUUCCAUAGUCACUGAAGCUUUUGUAAUCAAAGCCACACUAUCCAUGCUGCUCAGGAAUGGCCUGUUAACCAUCCCAGUGCCUGUACUAGCUGCCCAGAGACAGUACUGCUCCAGGAAUGAAAUAGAUCACUGCCUUUGCUCUAACUUGGGGGUCAUUAGUCUGGCCUGUGAUGAUAUCACUGUUAACAGGUUCUACCAGUUGGCAUUGGCCUGGCUUAUGGGUGGAAGUGACAUGAUUCUGGUCUGUGUUUCCUAUGCUUUGAUUAUUCGCUCAGUGCUAAGGCUCAAUUCCACUGAGGCAGUAUCUAAGGCCCUCAGUACCUGCAGCUCCCACCUCAUCCUCAUUAUGUUUUACUACACAGCUAUUGUUAUAGUAUCUGUCACUCACCUAGCAGGAAGAAGGGUUCCCCUCAUCCCUGUUCUCCUCAAUGUGAUGCAUAUUGUCAUCCCNCCAUCCCUUAACCCCAUGGUAUAUGCCCUUAGGACCCAGGAGCUGAAAGUGGGCUUCCGGAAGGUUUUUGGCCUGAGUGAGAAUGUGUCUAGGAAGUAA